GAUGCAACAAGCUCUCCAAGACCAGCUCCAACUUCCAAGCAAAAGUUCAUCCAAACGAAAGUUUAAAUAAUGAAUAAAGAAAGAUUUAGAAGAGCUGUAAAGGUUCCUUAAAAUCUAAAGAAGUGUUUGGUUCAGUUCUGCCAGGAUUGGUUUAUUGACUGGUUUUAUUCUCUGGUUUGUUUCUUUCUUAAUCUUAUCCUGGGUAACUUUAAACUUGUGAGUAUUACGUGUAUCCAGUGUGAAAUAAUUAACUUUUACAUUAUUAAAUAAUGCAACAGUCAUCAAUCAACACCAUUACCAUCAGCCAGUGUAGUGCGUGUGCUUAUAAAGCACAUGUACCUAAACCUGUUUAUACUAUUGUGGGUUGCAUGCACUAAUAAAACUAUCAUUAAUGUAUGUUACCAUUGCCAUGUCCCUUUCAUGUUCCAAGUAACAUUGUGGUUACUUGAUCUUGUAACCAACUUAUUGCGAAGAAUAUAUCUUGGCAACAAGCUGCUUGGUUGCUGGCAACAAGUUGUCUCGUGUACGAACUAUGAAGGCCUUAAACCAUAAUAUCAUGUGUCAGUAUUAAAAUCAGAGAAAGGAUAGCUACAGCAGGAAUAUUUGACUCUCAUUUUGAUCCUCCAGUACAUGUAUGUUAAAGUUUGAAAGAUUUCCUUGUCCAUUGUGUAGUUUGACGGGCUAUGAACUAGCUACGGAGCAAGUGUCUACCUUUGAUCUCUGCAUUGGAUUUUCACUUUAAUACAUGUACAAUUUAUUUUGUAUUUCUUAAUAUUCAUGACUGCAUAUGCAGCACCCUCUAGAGUCUAGUAAAAUGAAUUCAUUGCCAAAUAAAAUACUAUGCACAAAUUGCACAAUAACCACAUGACCACACUCACGCCCAUUUCAUGUCUGCUUUGCUCUGCUUGUCAGUGCUUGGCUAGAGCAGACCGACAUGGCUCACUCUCUCAUCUGACUAAGUCAAGAUGGUGAGUUUGGUGACAGCUAAAAAAUGGGCUACCUGGACAACAAUAGCUGUCUUUUUCUUAAGUGGAGGAAUGGAAUAUAGUGUUAUUCUUCCUACGUGUUGGGACUACAUGCACGAAGAGUUUGGAGCGCAGAAGUGGCUGUAUGGUCUCACAAUCUCAGCAAUGAGCAUAUCCAACUUGUUAAUUGGUCCUAUCAUGGGUGCAAUCUAUGACAAGACACACCAAACGAAGAUUCUUGUCUUAUUUCUUAACCUUUUUGAAAUUGGAGGUAACCUCCUGUAUUUUGCUGCAAAAUCGAAAUAUACCAUUCUUGCCAGCCGUUUUCUUACAGGUGUUGGAUGGAGUGCUGGGACUGUAAUAUUUGGAGACUUGGCACGAACCUCUUUAAAAAAUAAAAGAGCAACUAUAUAUUCUGUCAUUAUGAGUCUCAGACAAUUUGGUAUUGUACUUGGGCCAGCAAUGAAUGUUAUUUUCAGAAAAUUCAACUCUAAGAUAGGGAAAUACCCUGUAAAUAAAUAUACUCUACCAGGGUUAUUUAUGGCAGCUGUGUGGUUAAUUUUAGAAGUUAUGUUUAUAUUUGCUUUUUAUCAGCAGCCACCAAUAGGAGAACUUGAGGAGCAACAUGAAGGAAUACAAAAAGAAAAGAGAAAAUUUUCACAAAAUGACGAUACAAAAUCUGAUUAUACAAAACCUGAUUAUACAAAACCUGACUAUGAUCAUUUCAACCGACGUGCCAUUAAUACAGAAGCCACACCGCUGCUGAUCAAACGCACUAACUGGAGCAUUAGUAAAAAAUUAAGGAGUUUUGUUUGGAUGACGAGUAGUCUCAUUUACGAAGAAUUAGUUCUCUUACUGAGUCUUUUCUAUGUAGUUAUUUUCAUGGACUGUGCAAUGCAGGCCGCUUUUAAUCCUAUGGCAGAAUCAAUACUUGGUUGGAAAGAUUUCGAAAAUUCCAUAUUUUUUGCAGUUCAAGCUGGAAUAAAUAUUUUCUCUUUAGUGUUAGUAUUAGUGUUGUACAGAAAGACAAAGAUACCAGACAUUUAUUAUAUUAUUUUUGGUGUGACUGUUCUGCUAAUGUCUGACAUUUGGAUAUUAGGCUUUUUUGGUCGUGGACAUACAUCAAGUAGCAACGUUUCACUCAACGUGUUUGAAUUUACUUUUAGUUUUGGUCUCAUUGCUACUGCACUUCCUUUCUCUUGGGUAGUAGGAGCUUCUUUGUAUUCAAAACUCUUGCCCAUGGACAUUCAAGGUUAUGGACAAGGUGUUAGACGGUCCAUGGAGUCCUUAGCUGCUAUUAUUGGUCCACUUUGGUCAGGAACACUGUCUGAUACUGAUCCUAAUUACUACCUGUUUUUCUCUCUCCCUUCCUUUCUAUUAUUGUUUGUUCUGAUUCUUUUAUUGGCCUCAUUCAAAAGAAUAAAAAGUCAUAGAAACAAAAUUGCAGCAUCAUGAAUUUUAUCUAUUUAUAUUAUUGUUUUUAUUCAAUCAUAAUUGUGUUACCACA
This is a messenger RNA of Amphimedon queenslandica, 2472 nucleotides long. RefSeq lists its product as uncharacterized. Gene Ontology annotation, molecular function: transmembrane transporter activity. The transcript is spliced from 15 exons. The coding region runs from base 966 to 2420 and encodes 484 amino acids. The record is from RefSeq and is a predicted model, not a curated record. Lineage: Eukaryota; Metazoa; Porifera; Demospongiae; Haplosclerida; Niphatidae. Gene Ontology annotation, biological process: transmembrane transport.